Molecule: messenger RNA, 158 nt
Organism: Candidula unifasciata
Lineage: Eukaryota; Metazoa; Mollusca; Gastropoda; Stylommatophora; Geomitridae
Source: the annotation of a GenBank genome assembly
CUAGAAAUAGUAGAAUUCGUUAACAUUGUAUGCCUAUGCGGCCUGGUCAGUAUGUUUGGAACGGUGGCUAAUAUAAUUAACCUAAUUGUGUUUUAUCGUCAAGGUUUGAAUACGACAAUUAAUAUCAGUUUCUUUGCUUUAGCUGUUUCUGAUCUCUC